Molecule: messenger RNA, 2486 nt
Organism: Asterias rubens (European starfish)
Lineage: Eukaryota; Metazoa; Echinodermata; Asteroidea; Forcipulatida; Asteriidae
Exons: 2
Coding region: 244-1731 (495 amino acids)
Source: RefSeq, a predicted model, not a curated record
CACGGGUUGGCUGGUAUGUUUGGGCAUUAUUUGGUUGUGCUAAGCUUAUCCAUACACAGGAAACCAACUAUCGAAACAAAAGUGAGGUUCUCAAAACUACAGUACAUAAAACUAUCAUAUCAGUGACCAGAUUUCCACUCGUGCUGAUUGGCUAAGUUGCACUCACAUUGUAAUAAGGCGUGGCCUGGAUGAAUCGAAUAGCUUCAGCCACAGAGUGCAAGUUCCUUUCAUUUCACAGUUCCAAUGAAGAUGGAGGAAGGCAGACCUACAAGUGAGUACAUCCCUUUGCUCGCAAGGGGCCCUAGCGAUCCAGUCCACAUGAUCCCAGCGCCUGCGCAAAACUACCAGGCUGUUAUUGUUGAUGGAGAAAAUUGCAGAGUUAAACGUUGGCCGUGGUUCGUCUGGUUCCUGCUGAAGUUCAUUGGGCUUUUCAACAACAGCCAAUGCAUUGUGAGGAGGAGUAAGUGUCCUUCAUGCCUCCUCUCAGCUCUUAAAGAGAAGGAACUGGGUAGUGAUGAGGGGCUCCUGUACCCGGGUGAGCUGGAGAGUAACGAAGAUGAACCAUUGGACCUGGCCAGCUUGAUGCGUAGUGACGCCUGUGUGGUGUGCCGGGGCGAAUGGUUUGACGGCAGGGGGAGGUUCCGGCCUUACACAGAGACUGAUAUCGGUGUUGAUAAUUGGAACCAUCGUGGAAGCACCAUACUCUCAAUCAUCUGGCCUUUGACCCUGCUUGCUCUUGUCAUUUAUGACUUUAGCUUCUACUUGAAAAACUACUGGGGGAAGCGAGAGCAGAUAAUACGCCUCAUCAGCUACUCAACAUUCUUACUCUUCACUGUUUCGACUCCUCUCUUAAGCGUCUUCACUAGUAUUUACAAUAUGAUGCGAGGUAGGCAGAGAAGUUUCUGUUGGUCUAGUGUACUCAAUAUAAGAUACAUUGUCAAACGCCUACAGUAUUUGGAACUGGUGGAGCAUGGCUUACCACACAAGCUCUUCAUUGCUGUGUGUUUGCUUUGGCCUUGUUUGAAUGGAGUGUACCGAAUGGUGAUUUUCUAUGACAUCGUCCAAUCCACAUCGGACGGGGUUCAUACACAAAUCUCUCUUGAUGUCGGCUUGGUGUGUAUGUUGGUGUUUGGUGCCUUCUGUUAUCUGAUGCUACUCCUGAGGAUCUCAUUUCAGAAGCAGCUUCAUCUAGAGUUGGCUUUCCUCCGGCGGCAUGAGGGAUCGCUUGAUGUAUGCAGACGUCGCCUGACCUUGUAUGCAGGUGAACUUGGCAGCAUGUCCAUGCUGGUGUUCAUCUGGAUCAUAUUCAUUGUUGCAGUGUCUACUUGGGGCUUCACAACGCAGAUAAGUUGGAACUACUCAAGGAUUAGCAAUACUACUGGUUCCACCUCACCUCGUCAGAGUAGGAUUCAGAACCAUCUUGAUUUCUUGAUCUGGUCGGAGGAUUUUAUGUUUCUGGCUCUUCCUCUUGUGGCAGUUGGUGGGAUAAAUUUGAACAGGUUGUGGAUGCAGCUGAAGCGAGGUAUUAGUCAGAUGAGGACCGUGCCGAAUGAAGACUUCUGGGAUAGAAUCAUGGUUUUCUGUCAGGAGCAGUCACCGAUGCGUAAAGUGAAGGUGCCAACUUUGAUGUUUUCUGCUUUAGGACUCAUUCUCGGUUUAAAAUUUGCAGACCAGAAUAUUGAUUAUUGGGGUGCGAAAUCUGAAAACCUGACCAAUGUGAACUUGAUAUAGAAGACGACUAUCAGAUGAACACCUGUAGUGUAAAUGUACCUUCAGGUACAAACUUCACAGACAUGAGGUAAAAGUAACCGCUAUUUCCCAAUAUUGCCUUGCGUCAAAUAACAUCCUGAGGUGUUUGUGGCGUGGUCUUGGUUGAGCGGUCUAUUGCUCGUCAAGCCCAGGCUUUGGUGUUGUCAACAGCAGAGUGUGGGUUUAAAUCCCAGUCGUUACACUGUGCCCUUGAGCAAGGCACUAACCAUAAUUGCUCCAUAAAAGGUUGGGAGGUAGUGUUCUGCUCUACCAGCCAAGCUCCUAGUGGACUGUACAGGGGUAACACUUUUUCAGUCCUGGGAGUAGGUGGCAAUGUGCCCAUGGAAACCCUUGCCUACAUCUUUAUGGACUGUAAAGGGGUACCACUUUUUCAGCCCCUAAAGAAGGUGGCAAUGUGCCCACGGUAACAGAUAAUUUGGGUUAACAGCCCAAAUCAGUUACCUGUUCUGUAACCCUCACCUAGUGACCACCAAGUCUUGUGAUGUUAGGCGGGCGAUCUCAUUUUAAAAAAAAACAGAUGGUGUAUUAAUCACAUACCUUUACUUUAUGGCACUAAAUACCAUCUUUUGGAGGAAAUACCAUCUUUUGGAUAUGUAGCUUAUUUGUACAGUAAAAGAGCAACUAAUCAGAAAGAGCAGUUGAAAAAUGCUUAAAGGCAGUGGACACUAUUGGUUAUUACUCAAAAUAAUUAUUGGCAUAAAACCUUAUUUGGUAAC